AUGCAGGCUCCCGCACGCCUGGUGCGGAGCUUGAGCACGUCGCCGUCCCGGGGGUCGGAUGGCGCGCUUCCCAAGUUCAACCCCGCUCCUAACUUCAAGCUCACGCAAUCGCCCAACCCGGGGUGGAAGUGGGGAGAAGGACUUGCGCCUGAGUCGAGCCCAUUGGCGAAGGAGUGGAAGGAAGACGAGGCGAAGGGCUGGAAGAGCUUCACUCUCAAAGAGACGCAUGGCAAGGAUGUGUACAUGCUGUUGACUAGCUCAAUAGUGCCUCGUCCCGUUGCGUUCAUCUCGUCUUUGUCUGGGGAGGACGUACCAAACCUCGCUCCUAUGAGCUACUUCUCCUUGUUGGCACACGAUCCACCAAUGGUCGGUGUUUCAUUCGCAAUCUUCCGCGGUAUCGGGAAGGACACUCGUGACAACAUCUUGGCGACGAAGACGUUUACUGUCAACAUCAUCAGCGAGCCAUUCCUGGACGCUGCCAAUGCUUGCUCGAUCGACGCACCGAAAGAAGUUGACGAGUGGCUUGUCAGCGGUCUCACCCCUGAACCCAGUACUGUCAUCAAGCCUGCACGAGUUCGGGAAAGCGCUGUUAGCUUUGAAUGCGAGUACUUCCACCAUCACGAUCUCGUCUCCAACUACGGCCCUGAGAUGUCGAAUACCUUCAUAAUGGGCAGCAUCAAGAUGAUGCAUGUCCGCAACUCGGUAUUAUCGCCGGACGGCGUCAACGUCGACCCCGCCAAGCUGCGCGCUAUGUCCCGCCUAGGCAUGUUCACGUAUGCUCGUGUCGGCGACGGCAUAGAUAUCCCGAUUCCUAUGUGGGCGCAGAAGGGCGAGGAGGUCUCAAAGGUGAUCGAGGAGAAGAGCAAGAACAAGCUGUGA
Rhodofomes roseus is the source of this 879-nucleotide messenger RNA. RefSeq lists its product as uncharacterized. The record is from RefSeq and is a predicted model, not a curated record. Gene Ontology annotation, molecular function: FMN binding. Bases 1 to 879 code for a protein of 292 amino acids. The transcript has 6 exons. Lineage: Eukaryota; Fungi; Basidiomycota; Agaricomycetes; Polyporales; Fomitopsidaceae.